AUGUCUCAUAUUGAUCAUAUUGAAGAUGUUUAUUCAAAAAGGCCAAUUUCGACAGAUAUGUAUUUUAAUCCAAGUAACGAACAUGAAGACAAUAUAGACAAUAUGCAAAUUCAACCUGAUGAUGAUGAUGAUGCUCUAUGGUUGCAAAAUGAUAAUUAUAACGAACAAUAUUCGGAUGAUUCUUUUAAUGUUAUUAAACUUGAAGAUGAAAAUGAAAUACUUAAAGAUAAAAUUAUUAAACUUGAAUAUGAAAAUGAAAUACUUAAAGGUAAAAUUCAAGAAACUAAUGAUAAUUUUGACCAAUUCAAAAUAUUAUAUAAUGAAUUAGACAAUAAUUAUAAUAUCUUGAUAAAUGAAAACAAUAAAUAUCAAAACGAAAUAAAAUUGUAUGAACAAAAUAUUGAUGAUUUACAAAAGAAAUAUGAAGAUUUAACAAAUAAAACCAGUAAAGAACAUAAAGAACAUCAAAUGAUUAUUAAAAAAUUCAAUGAUAUCAAAGAAACUGAAGGUCAACAAUUACAAAUCAAAAUUGAUUCACAAGAGCAAAGAAUUGAUCAAUUACAACAAUCUUUGGAAUUAAAAGAUAAUGAAAUCCAAAAUCUAAAAAAUGAAAAUGAAAUACUUAAAGAUAAAAUUCAAGAAACUAAUGAUAAUUUUGACCAAUUCAAAAUAUUAUAUAAUGAAUUAGACAAUAAUUAUAACAUCUUGAUAAAUGAGAACAAUAAAUAUCAAAACAAAAUAAAAUUGUAUGAACAAAAUAUUGAUGAUUUACGAAAGAAAUAUGAAGAUUUAAAAAAUAAAACCAGUAAAGAACAUAAAGAACAUCAAAUGAUUAUUAAAAAAUUCAAUGAUACCAAAGAAACUGAAUGUCAACAAUUACAAAUCAAAAUUGAUUCACAAGAGCAAAGAAUUGAUAAAUUACAACAAUAUUUGGAAUUAAAAAAUAAUGAAAUCCAAAAUUUAAAAAAUGAAAAUGAAAAAUUAAAUAAUAAAAUUGAAAAUUUAAAUAUUAAAAAUGAAAAUUUAGAGAAUCAAUUAAAAGAUCUUUUUCAACAAAAUUUAUUAUUAAAAGAAGAAGCACAAUGUGCUAUUAUAACAGCAACAAAUUUUGGUUUAAAUGACGAUUAUCAAAAACUUAAUAUCAAACUUAACAAAGAUAUUUUAUCAUUACAAAAUACUUUAGAUAAUUAUGUUACAAAUUUGAAAUCUAAUAUAGAUAUUAAUAUAAAUGAAGUAAAGGAACUUUUACUUAAAUAUGGAUGUCAAACUGUGAUUUCCGAUAAAAAACCGAACAAAUCACUUAUCAGAGCUGUCUUACAACGUCACGUGCUUGAAGAAAUACUUAAACAAUCGGAUUUCUAUUUUACGUGUUCCAGUAAAGAACAUCAUUUAGAAUCAAACAUAAUCUCUCAAACUACUUUAUUGACUAACUUGAUGAAAAAAUUUCAUAAUGAACGACUUGGUGAUAACGAUUUAACUAAUCUUAUGUUGAUAAGAUUACGUCAACAUGUUUAUAACGCUCUUAGUAUACGAGGAUUUAAUAAUAUUAAACAAUCUGAUGGUGAAAAUUCUAAACAUAAUUUUGUUGAUAUGAUAUCUAAAAAAAUCAACGAAGUAAUAAAUAAAUAUCGUAUAAUUAAAGAUAUUGAAGAGAACAAUUACGUGAAUGAAAUGGCAGAAGAUUUAGUUCGAAAUGUCAUUAAAACCUUUUAUUUCCAUUUGUUUAUUCAAGAACCAAUAGCUCAAUAUCGUUGGAUUAAAAAUAACGAAAAGUUCAAUAAAUCUUACAUGAAAGGUAGUUGGGACGAGGAUAAUGUUGAAAAUAUGGUUGUUGAAAUUUGUUCAUUUCCUCUGAUUUUUAAAACUUCUGAUUCUGAUGAUUUUAAAGUUUUUACUCCUGCAAAAGUUUUACUACGUCAAGAAAAUUCGAUGAAUGCAGAAAAUAACGAUGAUGAUAAUGUUUCAAUUUUCGAACAGACUAAACAAACUCUUCUGAACGUGAUGGGACGUGAUGGGAAUAGUGGGUCUAGUGGAUCGAAAUUAAGCCAAUUUAUGCAACAAAUGAAGUUGAAGUGA
Rhizophagus irregularis DAOM 181602=DAOM 197198 is the source of this 2076-nucleotide messenger RNA. RefSeq lists its product as uncharacterized. Lineage: Eukaryota; Fungi; Glomeromycota; Glomeromycetes; Glomerales; Glomeraceae. The record is from RefSeq and is a predicted model, not a curated record.